UUGAGCAGUGUGAUAUGUGAAUGACAUUAUGACCAAAAGUGGAAGGUGGCUGGCGAUGGUGGCGGUGGUGGUGAUCGUGGGGACGGUGCGGGGGUGGGACUGCGUUUGUAAUCCAAGGGAGUGCGAGGUGCUCGAACCGAGCGGAUGUCCGGGACUUGGAAUCGUAGUUUGGGAUUCGUGCAGAUGCUGUAAAGUAUGCGCAAGAACGUUAGGGGAGAAUUGUGGAGGUUUCAGUGGGACCUGCGAACCAGGGCUGAAAUGCUACGAAGGAUCGUGUACGCAGAUCACGUGAACAAAACGAGCGUGACCUAACUUGUAUUAUAUGUGUAUAGUGUUGAGUAGAUAUCAAAACAUAUCCCCAGAAUGUAGAAAGCAGAGGACCAGCCUAACACGUCGAGAUAUCAGCAUUGAACGACAAUAAUUAACUUGUGAAAUCCGUCGGUGAAACUGUAAUAUGCUGCAGACAGAUAAUUCUGAAUAAUCAAAUUCGUCACAGCCUACAA
Bombyx mori (domestic silkworm) is the source of this 503-nucleotide messenger RNA. It is a transcript of the gene oeh, whose product is annotated as neuroparsin. The coding region runs from base 29 to 292 and encodes 87 amino acids. The record is from RefSeq and is marked provisional. The transcript has 2 exons. Gene Ontology annotation, cellular component: extracellular region. Gene Ontology annotation, molecular function: insulin-like growth factor binding. Gene Ontology annotation, biological process: regulation of cell growth; regulation of signal transduction. Lineage: Eukaryota; Metazoa; Arthropoda; Insecta; Lepidoptera; Bombycidae.